AAAAAAUUCUAAAAAUUAAUCUUCUAUAUAUUUUUAGUAAUACUCAACACAGCCAUAGUUUCGUAUUACGAAACCCGCGUGUUCUUGUAUUCUAAUAACAAAACCCGACCAUUUCUUCCUUUUUCUUGCUCAGUUGCAAAAUUUGGCAGACUCAUUCCCGAUUUCUGUUUAGUUGGAGGUAUUUACUAAUCAAUAGAAAUAUGGCAAAACGUACAGCAAAUUCCAAAAUUGAAGAUGAACCAGCUGACUUAAAAAAAUCAAAGAAUGAAAGUCUGGUAGAGAAAAUUCAAGAAUCUCGCAUAAAAUGUGCAAAAUCUGUUCAGGAUUUUAAAUUCAACAAAAAGCGAGUUCGUUUAUUGAAUGAAGUGGAAGAAUUCCUUGAAGGAUCUCAGGGUGUUCUUUAUUGGAUGGUCCGUGAUCAAAGGGUGCAAGAUAACUGGGCUAUGCUGUUUGCCCAAAGACUUGCUCUUAAAGAAAAGACAUCCCUUCAUGUAUGCUUUUGUGUGGUGGUUCCAUUUCUCGAAGCAACCAAACGACAUUAUGAUUUUUUGUUGAAUGGACUGAAGGAAGUUGAAAAGGAAUGCUGCAAUUUGGAUAUUCAGUUCCAUCUCUUGAAAGGAGACCCAUCUUCUGAAGUAUCCAGUUUGGUAAAAGAGUUGAAUAUCGGUGCUGUUGUCACAGAUUUCAGCCCAUUGAGACUUCCUAGAAAAUGGUUGACUGAUUUAACAGAGAAUCUCCCUAAAAAUGUUGGCUUGUGUCAGGUGGACACACACAAUAUUGUACCAUGUUGGAUAACUUCUGAAAAGCAAGAAUAUGGUGCUAGAACUAUCAGGAACAAAAUCCACAGUCAAAUGUGUAACUUUCUCACUGAAUUCCCUCCUGUCAUCAAGCAUCCCCACGAAGCCAAAACUGAAGCCAAGCCUACAGAUUGGAAUACAAUUAUUGGGAAAUCUGAUACAGACGAGGCUGUCAAACCAGUGGACUGGGCUAAACCAGGUACAGCUGCAGGUUAUGCGACUCUGGAGAGUUUCUGCAAUGAACGUCUGAAACAUUUUGCCACAGAACGUAAUGAUCCUACCAAGAACAGUUUAAGUAAUCUGUCUCCUUGGCUCCGAUUUGGUCACAUAUCUCCACAAAGAUGUAUACUGGUUGUUAAGAAAUUCCAGAAAUCUCACAAAAAUAGUGUUGAUGCAUUUGUUGAAGAGGCUGUUAUACGCAGUGAGCUGGCAGAUAAUUACUGCUAUUACCAGAAGGACUACGACAAUAUAAAUGGAGCUUAUGAAUGGGCUCGGAAUAGCUUGAAGCAGCAUGCUAAGGACAAACGAGAAUACAUCUACUCAAGGAAAGAGUUUGAAGAAGGCAAGACUCAUGAUCAACUCUGGAAUGCUGCCCAAAUACAACUUGUCAAAGAAGGUAAAAUGCAUGGCUUUCUAAGGAUGUAUUGGGCGAAAAAAAUUCUAGAAUGGUCAACUACUCCUUCUGAAGCACUGGAAAUUGCCAUAUUCUUAAAUGACCGAUAUUCUUUGGAUGGAAUGGAUUCCAAUGGAUAUGUUGGUUGUAUGUGGUCAGUUUGUGGAAUCCAUGACAUGGGUUGGGCUGAACGACAGAUUUUCGGCAAAAUUCGUUACAUGAACUUCAAUGGAUGUAAACGUAAAUUUGAUGUCAACCGAUUUAUAAUGCGUUAUAAGAGCAAGUAAUGAUCAAGUACUGACAUUACUGUAGUUUAGUGUCAGUUGACAUCAUUCAUUUUAGACAACCAUAGUCAUUCUUACAUUUGAAUCUCAUGUUUGCUCUUUAUUUCACAUUUAAAAUUUUAUCUUGCAUGUAUUUUUUUUUCUUUUCUUUUCUUUUUAAGUUUAACCCUUUUGCUACCAACCUACCUGAAACUACCCUUGGUUCUCUCACACAAACUGUGUCAAAGUAACCUAAAUGCAAAUCUUCCAUCAAAAUUUCAUGUUAAUUUGUUAAUCGUAAUUCAUGUUAAUCAUAAUAAUGACAAAGUUAUUUUUCUACAUUCUUCAUUAUUUUCAAAAUUAAUAGAAACAAGGAAGUUUAUUUCAGCAGAAAUAUGGUAAUGAAAGAGUUAAGAGCUCUCUUCAUGCUUCACAUUUUAUUUGUUGUAAAACAUUUAAAACAAUGAACCUUUCAAACUCAGGGAUUUAUCAGAAUAACUUAACAUUUGGUUUUAUAUGUGGAUUACACUCUUUUACUUGUUUCAGUCAUUUGACUGUGGCCAUGCUGGAGCACUGCCUUUAGUUGAGCAAAUCGACCCCAGGACUUAUUCUUUGUAAGUCUAGUACUUAUUCAAUUGGUCUCUUUUGCU
Octopus sinensis (East Asian common octopus) is the source of this 2323-nucleotide messenger RNA. RefSeq names its product deoxyribodipyrimidine photo-lyase. Gene Ontology annotation, biological process: photoreactive repair. The record is from RefSeq and is a predicted model, not a curated record. Lineage: Eukaryota; Metazoa; Mollusca; Cephalopoda; Octopoda; Octopodidae. Gene Ontology annotation, molecular function: deoxyribodipyrimidine photo-lyase activity. The coding region runs from base 201 to 1697 and encodes 498 amino acids. The transcript is spliced from 10 exons.